AUGUCAAAAAGCAAUAAACCAGAAUUAGCCACACAAAACGACCCCUCAUUUUCCGAUAGCGACGAAGGCGAAAUAUUCCAUGAUGCCAGAUACCCCGCUGAAGAAGAAGCCGACCUUUUAAACAAAUCCAACACCCACAAAUCCGCCGCAAACGAACUCUUCUCCUCUGCUCGCUAUUCGGAGGCCAUCACCACAUACGACCGAGCCCUCUCGUUCUGCCCCAACUACCUUGAUUACGAAAUCGCUGUUCUCCGCAGCAACAUCUCCGCAUGCCAUCUGAAACUGGAAGACUGGAAAGGUGCUGUUGAUGCUGCUACUGCCAGUAUUGAGCGGUUGGAUAAAGCCCUUUCGGAACAAACACAACAGGAGACAUCAUCUGGGGUAAAGAAGCCGGGCAAUGGUAAGGAUGCGGGUGAUGAGGUGGUGGAGCUUCUAGAUGGAGAUGGGGAUGAGGAGUCGGAAGAGGCGCAGUUGAAGAAGCUAAGGGAAGAUGACGUGAGAAAGGAAGAUAUAAAGCGCAUAUGGGCCAAAGCGCUCAUGAGGCGGGCUAGGGCAAAGAAGGAAUUGGGAGGCUGGGCGAAUUUGCAAGGCGCUGAGGAGGAUUACAAAGCUUUGCUUGGGAUGGGGAAUUUGCCGGCACAGGAUGAGAAAUUUGUGCGGAAAGCGUUGAGGGAGCUCCCGGACUUGAUUAACGUUGCGAGGGAGAAGGAGGUUGGGGAGAUGAUGGGGAAGCUUAAGGAUCUUGGGAAUGGGAUCUUGAAACCCUUUGGUCUAUCCACAGAUAAUUUCAAGUUCGUCAAGGACGACAAAUCUGGGGGAUAUAGCAUGUCAUUCGAGAAAUAA
Molecule: messenger RNA, 843 nt
Organism: Paracoccidioides brasiliensis Pb18
Exons: 3
Coding region: 1-843 (280 amino acids)
Molecular function (GO): protein binding
Source: RefSeq, a predicted model, not a curated record